Molecule: messenger RNA, 1197 nt
Organism: Pseudophryne corroboree (corroboree frog)
Lineage: Eukaryota; Metazoa; Chordata; Amphibia; Anura; Myobatrachidae
Exons: 4
Coding region: 70-990 (306 amino acids)
Source: RefSeq, a predicted model, not a curated record
UGCUGUUCUCCCCCUUCUCAUCACCUGUGAGCACUGAGGAGAUAACUGUCAGGAGACCAUACAAAGACCAUGAAUUCCAUCCCUGAGAUGACGCAAUAUAUCACUAACUUCAGCCUAGAUGAUUGUCAGACUGGUAAUAAGGGUUUCACCCGUGUUCUCCUCCAGCUCUUCGGAUUUCUAGGACAUGGGAAGUCAUCGUUCAUCAACUCCUGCAAGUAUGUCCUAGAAGACAAAGAGUUCCAGACUCAUGCAGAUGUGACAAAGACAGACGGAGGUAACACCACAGAGAGGAUCACUUAUCCACUGUCAGAGACACUGACGCUAGUGGACAACCGAGGAUGCUCCGUCAUGAACAACUAUGAACUGGGAGAAGUAUACGGACAGCUAGGCAAUCUGUUGCCCCUGGAUGGGCAGGUUCAGUGGAGUAAAGAUUUUGGACUUGUGCAGAGGAUUAUAGAGGCAGAAAGUACAGUGAGAUCCUCUGACUUCAUCUACCCGAUAUUUGUGUACAGUGUGAAGAAAGGACUCUCAGCUCCAGAGGCGGCAGAAAUAGAGGAACUUCUGAUGAAUGUCAGAAACCUGACAGGAAUAUUUCCAUUGGUCGUUCUCACCCAUAAGACACACCAAAAUUACAGGAAUGUGAGGGAAAGGUUUGAUAACAUGGACGUGGAACAGAUUUUUCCAGUUGAAAAUUUCACCCCAGAAGAUCAUUUGAAAACAAGAGGAAAACAUGAGAAUAUUCUAAAGUUUUUCAUUGAAGUGAUUAAAGACGUUACAUUCCGUGUGGAGCGAAUCGGCAAUCCGGAGUCAGAAAGACAGAAACGGAAGGAAUUUGUUCUUAAAUACGUAUAUGACAGUGGAAAACAAAAGGAAAGGGAGGAGGCUGAUAGGCAAAGGGAGGAGGCUGACAGGCGAAGGGAGGAGGCUGAAAGACGUAUAAGAAACAGUCGGGUUCCUGUGAAAGAAGAAGGAGGUUGUAUUACAAUGUAAUGUAGAUUUCACUCACACAAUUUGUUUUGAAUCUCUGAAAUCAUCAUACAGUAUUUAAAGUGAUUUAUUUGCAGGUUGCGAUAAAUUAAAACUACUGUAAACAUUUAUUAUUAACUGAAUAUUAAAUUGUAAUUAGUUUGGCUAUGUAAUAAAUGAUAAAUAGCUUUUUUGUUGUGCUCAGAAUAAAGACGCAGCAUCAGAUCACCA